This is a messenger RNA of Boleophthalmus pectinirostris (great blue-spotted mudskipper), 5085 nucleotides long. RefSeq names its product cytoplasmic polyadenylation element-binding protein 4-like. Gene Ontology annotation, cellular component: nucleus; cytoplasm; synapse. Gene Ontology annotation, biological process: negative regulation of cytoplasmic translation. Bases 198 to 2432 code for a protein of 744 amino acids. Lineage: Eukaryota; Metazoa; Chordata; Actinopteri; Gobiiformes; Gobiidae. Gene Ontology annotation, molecular function: ribosome binding; translation factor activity, RNA binding; mRNA regulatory element binding translation repressor activity. The record is from RefSeq and is a predicted model, not a curated record. The transcript is spliced from 12 exons.
ACGGAAGUGUGUCCCGACUGGCCCAGCUGUCAUCUAGAAGAGAGGGUCCGACCAUUAACACCGGCUGCCUAGGAAAUGCAGAAAAGAAAAAAAAACGCUGAAAUAUGGCAACAUCAAAACGAUAAGGUCAUGACGCCAAACUGAAGGAAAAAAAGGUGAAAGCCAAAAGACACUUGAAGAUUUACUGGGCGUCCUAAAUGGGGGACUACGGGUUUGGAGUCCUUGUGAAGAACGGCAGCGGUAACAAAUCUGGUUUUCCCGUAAGGAUCCCACCUCACCUACAACCCCAGAACCCUCACCACUCGUCAAACCCUCCAAGCCCCCCUUCCUUCGUAAAUAACACCUGCUCCACCAAUGGGGGCAGUGCCUGGCUAUUCCCUGCCGUAGCCCAACACAGUAACAUGCAAGAUGAGAUUCUGGAGUCAGACAAGUCCAAGCCUUUGGAGCUGCAGGACAUUCAGGAGAAGUCUCAGAACCAAGCGCAGCCCAGCAGCCCACCUGGGCAGCAGGAGUCCAGUGGAGCCCUAGGGGAGCUGGAGGGGGGCCUGUCUGAGGAGGGCUCAUUAGAGAAGGGUUCACUGGAGAGCAGUGCAGGCAAAGAGAAGCUCAGAUUGGACUCCCCAGUCUUAAGUGGAUUCGACUAUCAGGAGGGUUUGGGCAUGGUCACAACUUGUGCACAGUCCACCUCCUCAUCCUCCUCCCUUACCAGCUUUAAUAACUGGUCCCCUGCAGUCCCAUCCACCCAGUCUCCUGUGGUCGGAGAGGAUGUUGGAGGAUUCUUUGGGCCUCCUGGCUCCAAUGCAAAUGGUCCGCCCCUCCUGUUUCAAAACUUCUCUCACCAUGCAGGCCCAAGCUUUGGUGCAGGGGGCAGUUUCUCACAAUUGGGGCCCGUCUCCCAGCAUCACCCUGCUCCGCCGACCCCACACCCCCAGCACUACCACCCCCAUGGCCAAGGCAUCCCACAGCAGCACCGCCGCUCCCCUGCCAGUCCCCACCCUCCAUCCUUUCCCCCUCACCCCCAUCGCACUGGGGCGUUCACACAGCUGCCACACCUCACUCCCACUCAGAGCAAACCUCCGUCACCUUGGGGAAGUUACCAGAGCCCCUCCACCCCCACAUCCACCUCCUGGAGUCCCGGUGGGUAUGGAGGGUGGGGUGGCACGCAGGGGGUCCGCGAGUAUCGUCGAGGUGUCAGCGGAGGAAUGACAGGCCUUAACUCCAUCUCUCCACUGAAGAAGUCUUUUACCAAUAACCAGGUUGCUUCUCAGAAAUUCCCCAGAAAUAACUCUGGCUUCAGUCACAAGAGCUGGGUGGAAGACAGCAUGAAUCGCAGUGACAACAUCUAUCCUUUUCAGGAAAGAACACGCUCCUUUGAUGGUUUCAGUAUGCAGUCUCUGGAGAACUCCCUGAUUGACAUUAUGAGGGCUGAGCAGGAUUCCUUGAAAGGUCGCUAUAGCUUCUCUCAUCAGGGUGGAGAUGGACCUCUUCCUAUGAAUGCAAGAAAUUAUGGCAGACGACGAGGGCAUUCUUCCCUGUUCCCAAUGGAGGAUGAGCGCUCUUUUGGAGAUGAUGAGUCUGGAGACCAGGGACUCGGUGGACUGGGAUCCGCCCACUGUUUUCCACAUCUGAAUGGAGAACGCGUAGAGCGAUAUUCCCGCAAGGUGUUUGUUGGAGGGUUGCCUCCAGACAUAGAUGAAGAUGAGAUCACUGCCAGUUUCCGUCGAUUUGGUCAUUUAUUUGUCGACUGGCCACACAAAGCAGAAAGCAAAUCCUAUUUUCCGCCAAAAGGAUAUGCAUUCCUGCUUUUUCAAGAUGAGAGCUCUGUUCAGGCUCUGAUUGAUGCCUGUAUUCAAGAGGAUGGAAAACUGUACCUGUGUGUCUCUAGCCCGACUAUCAAAGACAAGCCUGUGCAAAUAAGGCCCUGGAACCUCAAUGACAGUGACUUUGUCAUGGACGGCUCCCAGCCUUUGGACCCAAGAAAGACCAUUUUUGUUGGCGGUGUUCCUCGCCCUUUACGUGCAGUGGAGCUGGCCAUGAUCAUGGACCGUUUGUAUGGGGGAGUGUGUUAUGCUGGGAUUGACACAGAUCCUGAAUUGAAGUAUCCCAAAGGGGCGGGGCGAGUGGCCUUCUCCAAUCAGCAGAGCUACAUAGCAGCCAUUAGUGCCCGAUUUGUUCAACUGCAGCAUGGGGAGAUAGAUAAACGGGUGGAAGUGAAGCCAUAUGUUCUGGAUGACCAGCUGUGUGACGAGUGUCAGGGCACUCGCUGUGGGGGGAAGUUUGCUCCUUUCUUCUGCGCCAACGUGACGUGUCUGCAGUACUACUGCGAGUACUGCUGGGCCGCCAUCCACUCCCGGGCCGGACGAGAGUUUCACAAGCCCCUGGUGAAGGAGGGAGGAGACCGCCCGAGACACAUCUCCUUCCGCUGGAACUGAGGCGAGAGGGAUAGGGUGGGACAUGAUGCAGAAGGGGAGGAGAAGAUAGGAAAUGGGUACGGGCUAUGAUAUGAAAAAAUGCACUUUUCUUUUAAGUUAAAAAUACUUAAUUUAUUUUUUAUUUUAAUUUUAAUUGGACCUUCUAAAGAAGAAAUGUUAAAUAAGAGAGAAAUCCCAUUUAUGUUUGGACGUUUGAGCAUGAGCAUAUUGAUGCAUUGGAUUAGAUGUUUUCUCACUUGACUUUUCUUUUCUUGUUGGCUGGCAAAGCUGCUUGCAUUUGUUGUCAAGAGAAACAUAAAAUUUAAUUAGGGUUUAUCAUACCUGAAUCAGUACACUAACUAGUUCAGAUGGAGAAGGGGCAUUUUGUGUUCUUGCUUGCAGGAUAAGAAAGCAACUGUACCAUUUACCAAAGGUUGACGUGUGAAGGAUUUGUUAGAAGAGAUGGAGCAUCAUUUAAAAUGGCCGAAGGGUUGAGUUUAUAAGCAGCCUUUUGUAUAGCAUCUGGCCACGUCACUAAAUUCUCCCCUCAGUCUGGCACACAUUUAAGAUGCUGACUUGGCGCUUUUAGGUCUUGGUUUAAAAAGACACAUUGUAACCAGAAAAGGGCAAACCAAAGAUUGGCCUAAAACACAUGGACUAAAGCAGAUCUGAGGUUGUGGGACAAUAGUGAGGCCUCUUGUCAUUGUAGAGGACUGCUGAAGUUUUUUGAAGUUUUUGUUUUUUAAAUUUCAGCUAAAAACGUCACAGCCCUCAGGGUUCAGGUAUUGGCAGUAGUAUUUGUUCACUUUAUAUUGUCAGGGAUAUUAGCACUGGAAGCUAACAUGCUAAUGUAGUACAAACUAAUGGGAAUGCACAGUCCAGUUUCCCUGAGCUGUCCUCAUGGUGUACCACUGCACGCUCUACCAGACUGGAGCUUCUAACACAAGUGUUGUGGUUGGAUUUGGUAGUAGCUAGAAUUUGCUGUCACAGAGAUAAAGAUAUUAUUUUAUACAUGGCCUGCUGAUUUUUGUACAGUGUUUUAUAGCUGAUUAUUUUGUCAUGAACAUAUAUACAUUUAUUAUGCACUACUUUUCUAAAUAUUUUUUUCAAUAGUCAUUUUAGGCACAUUUUUCACAGAUGGGAGAACUCCUUUUGCAAUACCUCAUUUUUUUCACUUGGUGAAAAAUAAUUUUGUACCUUUGUUACUAAGAGAUCUGCAUUUAUGGUAAACUUAAUUUAAAAAAAAGAAAAAUGAAUGAUAUUAAUAUAAUUUUCAAUUAGCUUUUAUAUAUUUAAGUGCUGGUAAAUCUGAAACAUGUCUGGUGCAUUGGUGUGAUUCUGUAGAAUAAAAAAGGCUGCUCUUAGCCAGUUAUAUGUGGAUUUUCCUCUGUCCUAAUGGAACAGGAUCCUAUGGCAUGACAAAACCUUUCUAAACUGGUUUUGAUAGUCUUGAAAAUAUAUUCUGAUAUUUGCUCCUAGGUGUAGUCAAUGAGUAGGGUAAAUGUUUUGGCUUUGGUCAAUGUGAAUCCCUUAAAUCACUGGAGUGAGUAUCAGCUCUUUGAAUAUUUAGAUCCUCUUUCUGGGACUGCCUGUAAGUUCUACUUAUUCUUGGCAUGCAUAACGUAAUACAGAAAUAACAAGGCUAGUGUUAAUGCAGGACCUAAUGUAAUGCACUAGAUCUCCUUUUCCUUACCCACAUUGGUUUCCUUAUCUCUCUUUGAGAUCUCUUGUAGCCUCUCUUUACAUGAUGGAGUCUGCCUUCCUCACACAGACAUGAUGUUUAUGCAAUCUACACCGUAACAACUCUUUGGAUGCGUUUUGUAUUGUAAUAUAGAGGACACUCUGUAGGACUUAGGUGAGGAGACUUGAUCACUUGACCCCUUUGUGAUGUGGCAUGCUUUGGGACAUAACCUGAAUGUGAUUUAAUGUUGCAAGUUAUAACUUUGAGCCAUUAUGUGCAAUACUUAUUCUUUCCAGAUACAAGUCUCUACAGUGUAUGUCAUUUAAUCCCUAUAAACCAUGCAGUCAUUUACACAUUUGUUUCCUAUUGUUCAUACUGAUGUCUGCAAGAAAAAAGUAAUUUAUACCUGAAUUUAUUUUUAUUAGUUUUGUGCUUAUUUACUUAUUUUGCUACUACCAUGCUACUGUGAUUGAAAACAUUGUAUAUACUAGGUCGAUAAUGUAUUUAGCGUUUGCUAUAUUUUCAAUUGAAAUGUAUAACUAUUAUUUUGAUCAGAUUUUGUUAUAUUUUUGGGUGAUGUGUUUAACUUGUUGAUGUGUCUAGUUUUUCUAAUUGCUGUAUUGUGCUCAAUGUUUUCAGAUGAAAAAAAAUUAUGUCUGUUAGUAUUACUUGAUUGCAAAAUUUCAAUAGUUUUUAAUUAUAUGCUGGGAAGGUUAUAUUUAUUAACUUUUUUUACCUGACAUAAUUUUGAUUUUUCAUUCAGUCAUUUCACAUUUAUACGCAAGUUUGAAUUUUUAUAUUUUCUUCCUGAUUAAUUUCUGCAAAAAUACAAGACGUCAGUUUUUAUAGUUGGUUUGUAGUAUUGAAGUAAAACAAAGAUCUAAUGUCAUUUAUUCAUUUGCUGCCAACUGUUUGUAACUGUAUGCAUACAUUUGAAGUAUUUGUAAUGUGAGAUGUUGAACGAAUAAAACAGCUGUGAGGAAGAAAAACUGA